This is a messenger RNA of Megalobrama amblycephala (Wuchang bream), 1263 nucleotides long. It is a transcript of the gene wbp2nl, whose product is annotated as WBP2 N-terminal like. Gene Ontology annotation, molecular function: chromatin DNA binding; transcription coactivator activity. The transcript has 8 exons. Gene Ontology annotation, biological process: positive regulation of DNA-templated transcription. Gene Ontology annotation, cellular component: nucleus. The coding region runs from base 134 to 904 and encodes 256 amino acids. The record is from RefSeq and is a predicted model, not a curated record. NCBI's taxonomy places the organism in Eukaryota, Metazoa, Chordata, Actinopteri, Cypriniformes, Xenocyprididae.
UGAUCAGCGGAGAGGAGUCACGUGGUGCCGGAAAUAAAGUGCGCAACUAUUUAUCGAGAGGAUCGAAUUCAUAACACACUCCAUCAUUGAACACUAUCCUCUGCUUUAGUCGAGUGUUGAUCAGCGGGAGAACAUGACGCUGAACCGGAACCAUCACCCGAACGGAGGAGUGCUGAUCCAGGCCGGAGAGAGCAUCUUACGAGAAUGUAAGAACGUCGAACUUUCCUUCAGUGACAUCACACCCAAGAAUGACCUGUUCAAGGGGACUAAGAAGGGCUCUGUCUACCUCACCCAGUACAGGAUGGUGUUCGUGAGCAGCGCAAUGAAAGACAAGUUCUGCUCCUUCAUGUUUCCAUAUUACCUGAUGAAGAACUGCAGCAUCGAACAGCCAGUUUUCGCCGCCAACUUCAUUCAGGGUCUGAUCAAAGCUGAAGCGGGAGGUGGCUGGGAAGGUCAGGCCAACUUCAAGAUGUCGUUCCCCAGCGGAGGCGCCAUCGAGCUGGGACAGCACCUCUUCAAACUGGCCACUAACGCGUCUCGAGCUCCUCCGGCUCAGAACGGAGCGUUCGGAAUGGCCGCAGGGAUGAACGGAUACGCCAGUCCAGCCAUGCCGCAGCCGUACCCGUAUCCCAGCAUGCCACAGGCCGCGUACAACCCCUACCCAUACCCCCCCACUGCUGCAGGUGUGUAUCCCAGCGCUCCCAUGUACAUGGCUCCGCCUCCUCCGUAUCCCGGACCACCACAGGACUGGUGUCCUCCUCCAGUCGCUCCAGGAAAUGCCAAAGCAGCAGAAGCAGCCAGCAGCGCGUUUUACAAUCCCAGCAACCCUCACAACGUCUACAUGCCCAUGGAUCAGCCACCUCCAUAUUUUCCUCCUGAGAAUCCUGACAAGAAGAAUAUGUGAACAGCACGGACUGGAUCAUGGACUGGAUCACGGACCGACUCGUUUCCAUCUGACGGCUUUCAUCUGAUUCUGUGUGAUGAAAGCAGCUGUUUUCAUAGAUGCACUCUGAUUUUUACUAUUUAACCAUCGAGAGUGAAAUUAACCCUUGUAUUUCUUCCUGUACUCAGUUUCUAAUCCUGAUGACUGUGUGUGUGUGUGUGUGUGUGUGAUGCUGGGUGUUUCUGUAAAUUCCUUUUGAUAAUGUAAUAAAAAUACUCACAAAUCAUAACAAUAGUGAAGAUGGCGGUGGAUCAGUGCUGUUGAAGUGAGAGUGUGGAUGAGUGAUGUAGACGGAUGAAUAAAACUCGUAUAUUCUCUCA